Molecule: messenger RNA, 2771 nt
Organism: Chelonia mydas (Green sea turtle)
Lineage: Eukaryota; Metazoa; Chordata; Testudines; Cheloniidae
Product: zinc finger protein 271
Exons: 4
Coding region: 210-2771 (853 amino acids)
Source: RefSeq, a predicted model, not a curated record
GUUUGUGUAAUGACCCAGCCAGUCCCAGUCUUUAUCCAAGCCUCAUUUAAUGGUGUCCAGUCUGCAAAUUAAUUCCAGUUCUGCAGCUUCCCGGUGGAGUCCGGUUUUGAAGGCUUUGCUGUUGAAGAACUGGCACUUUCAGGUCUCUCACUGAGCGGCCAGCGAGGGCGAAGUGUUCUCCCCCUGCUUUUUGAACGUUAUGCUUCCUGAUGUCAGAUCCGUGCCCACUGAUGCCUUGGCGCAGACUGUCCGCUCCGGCCAAGGGACGCGGCAGAGGGGCCCUGCCGGCCCGGGUCAGGGCGGGGGAUGGGCAGGCGAAGGAGCCCCCGGGCCCAUGCGGCAGAGCCCGCCCCGUCUCGCCCGCGGGGAGACCGCCCCGGGGGCCGGCGAGGCGCUUCGGCCGGCCCCGCCCUGGGCCCGCGGGGCGAGGCCUGUGUCGUGCCGGCGGCGCCCGCCGCUCCCGCCCGGCGAGAGCCCAGAGCGCAGCGCGGGGGGGGCCCGCCCGGCCGGGAACCAUCGGGCCGGGGAAUGUUCCCGGGGAGGCCCUUCCUGGGGCACCGGCGGAGCCGAUUCCUGUCCCCGGGGCGGGGCCGAGCGGCGGCUGCGGGCGGCCGGCAGGAUUUCCAAUCCUCGAACAUCCUGUGAUCUCCUGGAUGGAGCAAGAGGAAGAGCCGUGCAUCCUGGAUCUCCAGGGCACCGAAGAAAGGGAGACCCAGAGAGAGACACACACAGCAGGUGACAGGGCGGCAAGUGAGGAUGAGGAGACUCCUCAGCAGGAAGUGGAGCCGUGUGGGACAGUCCCGGGGCUUGUUCCAGCCUGCCAGAGCCAGGGUGGACCAGGGAGGCUGCGUGUGAACCCUCCGAAGAUGAGGCGUCGCCGGUCUGCGCACCGUGAGAGGGGCUUCAUCAACCUGCUGGGCAUUCUGGAGCCCCGGCGCCCAGCGGAUAAGCCCUACCGGUGCACGGAGUGCGAGAAGAGCUUCAGCCAGAGCUCGAAUCUUAUCGAGCACCAGCGGAUCCACACGGGCGAGCGCCCCUUCACCUGCAGCGAGUGCGAGAAGAGCUUCAGCCGCAGCUCCACCCUCAUUGAGCACCAGCGCACCCACACGGGUGAGAAGCCCUACACCUGCCCCGAGUGCCAGCGCAGCUUCAGCCGCAGCUCCACCCUGACCGAGCACCAGCGCACCCACACCGGGGAGACCCCUUUCCACUGCCCCGAGUGCGGCAAGAGCUUCAGCCGCACCUCCAACCUGGUGAAGCACCUGCGCACCCACACGGGCGAGAAACCCUACGGCUGCCGGGAAUGCGGCAAGCGCUUCAGCCUCAGCUCCAACCUCAUCAAGCACGAGCGCACCCACACCGGGGAGAAGCCCUUCGCCUGCGGGGAGUGCGGCAAGCGCUUCAAGAAGAAGACCCACCUGGUGUCCCACCACCGCACCCACACCGGGGAGCGGCCCUACGAAUGCACGGAGUGCGGCAAGCGCUUCAGCCAGAGCUCCACCCUCAUCGAGCACCAGCGCAUCCACACCGGCGAGAAGCCUUUCCGCUGCCCCGACUGCGGGAAGUGCUUCUGCGUCAGCUCCAACCUCAUCAAGCAUCAGCGCAUCCACACUGGGGAGAAGCCCUAUGGCUGCAGCGCCUGUGGGAAGAGCUUCCGCUACAAGCCCCAGUUCACCCGCCACCAGAAGCUGCACCAGGGAGAGGGAGAGGAGCCAGUGGCUGUCCUGACCCUGGGGCCGUGGGCUGCGGCAGCCCCACUCAUACAGAUCACGGAGACUGUUUGUGUUGGGACAGCAAGUACAGCAGAGCCACGUGGGACGUCCCCCAGUGUCUGUGUCCCGAGGCACCAGCAGAGAGACCCUCCGAGGAGGAGACGGAUUAAACACGCUUGCGCCGAGCCGGGCUUCAUCAACCUUCUGGGCAUCCUGGAACCUCCCCACUCUGCCGCCCGGCGGCCAGCGGACAAGCCCUACCGGUGCACGGAGUGCGAGAAGAGCUUCGGCCAGAGCUCGGUGCUGAUCGAGCACAUGCGGAUCCACACGGGCGAGCGCCCCUUCGUCUGCGGCCAGUGUGGCAAGCGCUUCAGCCAGAGCUCCACGCUGCUGGGCCACCAGCGCACCCACACGGGCGAGAAGCCUUUCACCUGCCCCGAGUGCCAGCGCAGCUUCAGCCGCAGCUCCGCCCUGACCGAGCACCAGCGCACCCACACCGGGGAGACCCCUUUCCACUGCCCCGAGUGCGGCAAGCGCUUCAGCCGCACCUCCAACCUGGUGAAGCACCUGCGCACCCACACGGGCGAGAAACCCUACGGCUGCCGGGAGUGCGGCAAGCGCUUCAGCCUCAGCUCCAACCUCAUCAAGCACGAGCGCACCCACACCGGGGAGAAGCCCUUCGCCUGCGGGGAGUGCGGCAAGCGCUUCAAGAAGAAGACCCACCUGGUGUCCCACCACCGCACCCACACCGGGGAGCGGCCCUACGAGUGCACGGAGUGCGGCAAGCGCUUCAGCCAGAGCUCCACCCUCAUCGAGCACCAGCGCAUCCACACCGGCGAGAAGCCUUUCCGCUGCCCCGACUGCGGGCGCGGCUUCUACGUCAACUCCAAGCUGGUCAAACACCGGCGCAUCCACACCGGGGAGAAGCCCUAUGGCUGCAGCGCCUGCGGGAAGAGCUUCCGUUACAAGCAGCAAUUCACCCGCCACCAACAGCUGCACCAGGGGGAGGAGCCUGUGGCCGUCCUGACCCUGGGUGGGGUCAACGUCCUCCUGACUUAG